Ricinus communis (castor bean) is the source of this 1014-nucleotide messenger RNA. Its product is annotated as ethylene-responsive transcription factor ERF084. The record is from RefSeq and is a predicted model, not a curated record. Gene Ontology annotation, molecular function: DNA binding; DNA-binding transcription factor activity. Gene Ontology annotation, biological process: regulation of DNA-templated transcription. Bases 2 to 865 code for a protein of 287 amino acids. The transcript has a single exon. NCBI's taxonomy places the organism in Eukaryota, Viridiplantae, Streptophyta, Magnoliopsida, Malpighiales, Euphorbiaceae.
CAUGACUCUAUCCCCAGUGCUUCAACAGCAUAACGCUAUGAACAACCAAAAAUUCCUCUCCGUCCCGUUCUUUACCAGUCCCGACACGUUUCAGUUCUUGCCGCCCGAUGCAUCAUCAUUUUUCUACAAGCCUCUUUUUACUACUAAUACCCACCGUCAUUAUCCCAUCUCUUCAGUUUUAGCUUAUAACCAACUUAACCAAACUAACAACAACGACCAUCCCGUUUCGAUCGACAUCUCGGCUAUUCUCGCGCAAUCUGAUAUUAACAUCAAGGAAACCGAAUCACCACCGAUUCUUGACGGAAUCGCCGCUGUUGUUGGCGAACACGUCCUCUUUGGGACCAGUGCCGACGCCCCCAAACCUCAAAGCCAAGAACCUUCUAUUUCUCAACGUACUGGGUCCAGGAAAAAGGACGGUGAGAUUCACGGCGGCGGCAGAGGAGUGGGGGGGCAGAGGACAUACAGAGGAGUGAGGAAGAGGCCAUGGGGAAGAUGGUCAGCAGAGAUACGUGACCGAAUAGGGCGGUGCCGCCACUGGUUAGGAACGUUCGACACAGCAGAGGAGGCGGCGCGUGCAUAUGACGCGGCUGCAAGGAGACUUAGAGGUGCAAAAGCAAGAACAAACUUCGAAAUACCUUCAGUGGUGCCUAUAUCAGGAUCUUUAAAUGAGGUGAAGAAGAGAAACAGUAAGGUGAGUAGUAGUGGAAGAAAGUGUGCAGUUGUUACUUCUGUAGCUCAUCUUUUUAGUGAUACAAGUUGCAAUAUUAGCAACAAUGUGGAGCUUGAUUUGAAGUUGGGGGUUGGGUUUGGUGGCAACGCAGAAAAGAAUAGUCCUGCAUCUCCUCCGCCAUCAAUGGUUGUUUAACUAGUCUUUUUAGGUUUAGGUAUGUCUAUUAUGGUGGGGUUUUUCUUCUUUUCUUUUUUUUGGCAAUUAGGGUUUGGUAUGAUACUAUUAUUAGUCAUGGGGCUAGUAAUUACUUUGGCAAAAUAUGCAUGGGCAUGAAAGUUAUAUGA